Solanum verrucosum is the source of this 1643-nucleotide messenger RNA. Its product is annotated as bifunctional riboflavin kinase/FMN phosphatase. The record is from RefSeq and is a predicted model, not a curated record. Gene Ontology annotation, molecular function: riboflavin kinase activity. Bases 128 to 1285 code for a protein of 385 amino acids. The transcript has 11 exons. Lineage: Eukaryota; Viridiplantae; Streptophyta; Magnoliopsida; Solanales; Solanaceae. Gene Ontology annotation, biological process: riboflavin biosynthetic process; FMN biosynthetic process.
UCUCAGUUCCCAUUUCUUCAUCUUCUCAGUUCCAUUGCUUCAUCUUCUCAGUUCAAUAAUCAAUUGGUGAAGUUGGAUUUAUAGCAUUAUCAGGUAUCUGUUUCUGUGUGGUAGAUAAUUGCUUUCCAUGUCUGUUGAGCGAACUUUGAAGAAGCUAGUUUCUGGUGUCAUCCUUGAUUUGGAUGGUACACUUCUUAAUACAGAUGGCACUGUGAGUGAAAUUUUAAAGGUUUUCUUAGUUAAGUAUGGAAAGCAAUGGGAUGGGAGAGAAGCUCCCCACAUAGUAGGGAAAACCCCAACAGAAGCUGCGGCUGCUGUUGUUGAAGAUUAUGGGCUGCCACUGUCAACAGAUGAAUUUCUUUCGCAAUUUUACCCAAUGCUGUCUGACCAGUGGCGCAAAAUCAAAGCUGUUCCAGGGGCCAAUCGAUUGAUUAACCAUUUGAGGGGUCAUGGUGUACCCAUGGCAUUGGCGUCAAAUUCUUCUAGAUCUAACAUAGAGGCCAAAAUUUUUCAUCAUGCAGGAUGGAAAGAAUCCUUCUCAGCUAUUGUUGGAGGAGACGAAGUGAAAGCUGGAAAGCCAUCUCCGGAAAUAUUUCUUGAAGCAGCUAAAAGACUCAACAUGGAUCCAUCCAGCUUUCUUGUCAUUGAAGAUUCAAUACCAGGUGUUACUGCUGGUAAGGCUGCUGGAAUGGCAGUAGUUGCUGUACCAUCUCUUGCAAAGCAGUCUCAUCUUUAUACUUCUGCUGAUGAAGUGAUCAAUUCUCUUCUAGAUUUGCAACUAGAAAAGUGGGGACUACCUGCAUUUCAAGACAGGAUAGAAGGUACUUUGCCUUUAGAACCUUGGUGUAUUGGUGGUCCUGUCAUUAAGGGAUUUGGGCGCGGCUCAAAGGUUCUCGGGAUCCCCACAGCUAAUUUAUCCCCAGAAGGUUAUUCAGCCAUUCUUUCAGAACAUCCAGCGGGUGUAUAUUUUGGAUGGGCAGGACUAUCAGGUCGAGGUGUCUACAAGAUGGUCAUGAGCAUUGGUUGGAAUCCUUUCUUCAAUAACGCAGAAAAGACUAUUGAACCAUGGUUGCUUCAUGACUUCAAUGAGGACUUUUAUGGUGAGGAAUUGCAUCUAGUUGUUGUGGGCUACAUACGGCCGGAGGCCACCUUUUCGUCACUUGAAGCCUUGAUAGCAAAAAUUCAUGAGGACAGGAAGAUUGCAGAAAGAGCUCUCGAACUUCCUCAAUACUUGAAGUACAAGGACGAUCCAUACCUUAAAAGUUCUUUGCAUCAGGAAAAUUGAUCAUUGAAGUCUUGAAGUUCAUUGUUGUUCUGAUUGGGAUUGUAUCUGUCCUAAUUCCUCAGACUACAAUAGUCUCCCCAUCAAAUUGCAUGGAAUGCUUUAUACAAUAAACAGAUAAAAAAAUUGAAUGUAUAGCUAUUCAGAAGUAAAAGAACCAAGUGAUGGUUAUAAAGUGGGCUAAGCAUUUCUAGGGGGUAUUAGUCAAUGGUAAAGGGUUCAAGUGCAGGAUCCUUGUACUGAGAAUUUCAAGUUAAGGUGUCAAUAAAGUGUUGGCCCUUUGGUCAAUUGUUUUAAAUACAAAAUAUGGACCUAUUUAUGUGAAUUUUCUGCCUUUUGACGAAAUAUUUAUGGUUGAGAA